UGCCGCCUUGUGGAGCCGUGGAAGGAGAGAAGCGAGCGAGCGGAGCAGAGGCGAGCAGAAUCAUGUAAUUGACAAGGCUGCGCCAGUGAAAUCGACACAGUGCCCAGACAAGGAUCGCGCCAGUCACCAAGUGGUCUUUGCUUUAUUUUUGGGGGGGUUUACUUCCACUUCAGAAGAAACAGAUCAAAGUUUGCUUCUUCUAGACAUUUGUCAACGAAAGAGAGAAACAUCAAGCCUCGCGCAAGCCAGGAUUAAUCAGAAAUUAUGUCCCGAUCAGCGCCAGUACAACCGGCAAGAUGAUGUUAAGGGAAGCUAAGUUGGUGUUUGUGCUCUUGGUAGUGGCGGUAGCAAGUUUGGUGUCCGUUUGUGCCAAGGAGACUGCCUUUGUGGAAGUAGUGCUUUUCGAGUCCAGUCCCAAUGGUGAAUAUACAACUUUUACAACGGACUUGCAAGGCCGAUUCUCUCGGGCAGGAGCCACGAUCAGCGCGGAGGGAGAGAUUGUGCAGAUGCACCCAUUGGGACUAUGCAACAACAAUGAUGAGGAGGACCUGUACGAGUAUGGAUGGGUGGGAGUGGUGAAGCUGGAACAACCGGAACUGGAUCCCAAACCCUGCCUCACUGUGCUGGGCAAGGCAAAGCGGGCAGUCCAGAGAGGAGCAACUGCGGUCAUCUUUGAUGUGUCCGAAAACCCAGAUGCCAUUGACCAGUUAAAUCAAGGCUCGGAGGACCCGUUAAAGCGGCCUGUGGUUUAUGUCAAGGGUGUUGAUGCAGCGAGAUUAAUGAACAUUGUUAACAAGCAGAAAGUGGCUCGGGCACGAAUCCAACAUCGGCCACCACGGCAGCCCACAGAAUACUUUGAUAUGGGAAUCUUCCUGGCUUUUUUUGUGGUGGUUUCCCUUGUCUGUCUGGUUUUACUCAUUAAAAUCAAGCUCAAACAACGCAGGAGUCAGAGUUCAAUGAACAGGAUGGCUCUCCAGGCACUCGAGAAGAUGGAGACAAGAAAAUUCAAAUCAAAGAGCAAAGUUUCUCGAGAAGGCAACUGUGGUGCCUCGGAUACCCUGAGUAGUAGCUCCACUUCGGACUGUGCCAUCUGCUUGGAGAAAUAUGUUGACGGAGAGGAGCUGCGCGUGAUCCCCUGCACUCACCGGUUUCACAAGAAGUGUGUGGACCCCUGGCUGCUGCAGCAUCAUACAUGUCCACACUGCAGGCACAAUAUUAUCGAAAGGAAAAAGGAGAGCAGUGGCUCUGUGUGUGUCGAGGCCGAGGGUCAAGGCCGCAGCAGGCAGCGAGUGGUGCUCCCCGUCCAUUACCCUGGGCGUGUGCACAGGACAAGCCAGCUGACCACCUAUCCCACCAGGACUAGCAUGGACACACGCGGAAAUCCCGUCACGGUGCUCACGGUGGAGCAGCACGGUGACCAGGGGCUGUACCCAGCGCAGUCAGGGGCGUACGUACGGAGCUACCCGCCCGUCCGCCUGGACCACGGCUUGGGCGCCCACCGUUGCAACGUGGAGCAUCGCGCGUUCCCUCAGGCCCACACCUUCCGGAGGGCCAGAAUGAACGGACGGAAUUACUCGAGGGCCCCUUGUUUUUCCCAGUACGAGACCAUGUAUCAGCACUACUUCAUCCAAGGACUGAGCUACCCGCAGGCCGAACCCCAGCCGGGCCUCCUCAGCCAGAAGGGGCUCUCCCGCGCCUUUCAGGCCGGCGGCAGCAUGCUGUACCCCACCGUGGUCCACAUCCCUCCGUCGUCCCACCUAGACGGGGGCAGCAGCUCCAGCUUCAGCUGUUACCACGGCCACCGGUCGGCCUGCAGCGGCUACCUGGCUGACUGCCCGGGCAGCGACAGCUCCUGCAGCAGCAGCGCCAGCUCGGGCCCCUGCCACUGCUCCUCCAGCGACUCCAUGCUGGACUGCACGGAGGUCAGCAACCGGGGAGUCUACGGUAGCUGUUCUACCUUCCGCAGCUCCCUGAGCAGUGACUAUGACCCGUACGUCUACCGGAGCCGCAGCCCGUGCCGCGCCGGCGAGAGCCUGCUGACGGGAGGGCCGCAGGAGGAGGAGGAGGAGGAGGAGGAAAUGGACAGCGGUGGCGGCCUGCCAAAAUACGGCUGCCACUCCCCCGACACGGGACCCCGGGCCUCUCCCGGGGAUCAGCUCUCAGACUGCAGCCUGGACAUGAAUUAUAGCAGCAGCUCCUCGCUGGAGGACAGGGGCCCGGCUGCCCCGGAGGACAGGAGCAGCGCGGCCGAGCAGGCCUGUGCCCGUUGCCUAGAAAUGCCAGCUGCUGGCUGCAAGGGGGCAGAAGGCGGCCUCUCCCCACCGCUCUGCGGGCCUUGCCAGAGGACUGCAUCGCCGAUGUUGUACAGCGUCAACGCUGGCCGCUGUUUUCACGAGGAGAAACGGGCGCGCGGCCCGGCCCAGGACUGCACCGUCAGCAUGAGGAAUGCCCAGGCUGACGAGAGCCCGCACAGCCCCAGGGCCACCCCCUCCUCUCCCUCCUUGCCCCUCAGCAGCUGUGAACUGGCCCAGCGCAUCAUCAGCAUCCCUGAGGACACGGGCGGCGCCUUCCACAACAUUUGCUCUCGGCUCCGCGAGUCCACCGUGAGGGACAGCUCAGAGGGGUCCGGACCAUCCCUGCUAGAGAAAGAGUUUGUCACUGAACAGAACAUCUGAUAUUUUUUAAUAUAUAUAUAAAAAAAGUAUAUAUAUAUGUGUGUGUGUAAAUAAGUACGGAGAUACGGGAAGCAAUCAAUAAAACUCCAAACCCAGUCCUUAACCGACUGUUUUAGCUUUGACAAAACACACAGAAGUGAUAAUAUGGAGAAAGACACCAAAUCCGAUGCAUCUUCCCACGACUGAGUUCGUGCUGCUUGUCUUGUGAGAUCAAGAUCUGCUGUUAUUUAAAACCCUGCUGCCCUUCGUGGCAAGGCAACAAAACUACUGUUGUCGAGGAACAUCAGGAAUAAACUUUGAUCUGUUGUCCAAGGGACUUUUGAGCCUUCUACAUGCUCAGGGUUACGGUUGCCUUAGUAAGUCAGCAAUAUGAAAUGUAAGAAGAGCAAACAGAGAAAGGGUGGGGGGGAAAAUGAGGCUGCCGAAGGGAAAAUUGGAGGGAGGGAAAACAAGUUGGGUUGGGGAUGGGGAGGGAAGCGACAGCCAUUUUCAUGGCUGUUACUGAAUGUUUUUCACUGUGCUGUAUCAAGAGAACCCAGAUUAGCUAUAACAAGCACUCAUGGAAGCCAAGGAGCAAGCUGAGUGACACAGCAAUGGUUGAGUUAAUGUUUAGUGCACCCAUAUUGAAAGGCACCACAGUAGAGUUUUAUGUACACAAUAAUGCCUUUACUGCCUGACCAAUCCAUGCAAAGUAACAAUUUUGUUGGGUACUUAAGGCACUAUUUUAUAUUUGUAGCACUUAAAAAGAUUUGUCUGAAAUUUCUUGUAAAGAAUUAUAAAAUGGUCAAGAGUUCCCUCCGUCAUUACCAGUUUUUUUUUCUAACGUGUUAAAAAGGCUAGAAAUUGUCUGUGUAUAUUCUGUAUAUGUAUAGCGGCACAUUUCAUUUAUGGAAAUAUGUUCUCAGAAUAUUUAUUUACUAAUAUAUUUAUCUUAAGCCAUGUCUUAUGUGGAGAGUGUAUGACAUAAUGAAAUAAUCAUUGGAAAAUCACUAACAUGGGACCUUGUAAAUACAUGAUAAUUGCACACAAAGAUUAAAUAUUCUCUGACCAAAAAACUGAUUUUAAAUUUUAGUACUAUACAGUUUUGUAACAAAAAAAAUGUACAAAUGUCUGUGAAAAAUACAGUUUUAUCAAGUAAAUCUUUA
Mobula hypostoma (lesser devil ray) is the source of this 3820-nucleotide messenger RNA. RefSeq names its product zinc and ring finger 3 (gene znrf3). Lineage: Eukaryota; Metazoa; Chordata; Chondrichthyes; Myliobatiformes; Myliobatidae. Gene Ontology annotation, biological process: negative regulation of canonical Wnt signaling pathway; Wnt receptor catabolic process; ubiquitin-dependent protein catabolic process. Gene Ontology annotation, cellular component: plasma membrane. Gene Ontology annotation, molecular function: frizzled binding; ubiquitin protein ligase activity. The transcript has 9 exons. The record is from RefSeq and is a predicted model, not a curated record. Bases 297 to 2675 code for a protein of 792 amino acids.